CUCCGGUCCGACCGGUUGGUUACCUGUGGACGGGUGAGGCGGCGUCGCCGGGACCUGCUGGCCGCAGCCGCGCUGGGGUUCUCUGGUUUCUUGCUGAGCUGUGAGCACAGCUCUGCAUCGCCUGCCCCGUGAGCCAGCCGCUGUCAGGUGGAGAAGGUCCAGCGGUGGGUCACCUGUGAAUGAGUAACCCGUCGGAGGUGCCCUUUGGGGCUAAAGAGCGGAGGCCGUGUCCCACAGACUCGGGAACCAUGAAUGUGUUUGAUCGGAAGAUCAAUUUUGAUGCGCUCUUCAAGUUUUCCCACAUAACCCCCUCGACACAGCAGCACCUGAAGAAGGUCUAUGCCAGCUUUGCCCUCUGUAUGUUUGUGGCGGCUGCCGGGGCCUAUGUCCAUGUGGUCACUCACUUCAUUCAGGCUGGCCUGCUGUCCGCCCUGGGCUCCCUGGGGUUGAUGAUGUGGCUGAUGGCGACCCCUCAUAGCCAUGAAACUGAGCAGAAAAGACUGGGACUUCUGGCUGGAUUUGCUUUCCUUACAGGAGUUGGCCUGGGCCCUGCUCUGGAGCUGUGCAUUGCCAUCAACCCCAGCAUCCUGCCCACUGCCUUCCUGGGCACGGCCAUGAUCUUCACCUGCUUCACCCUGAGCGCUCUGUAUGCCAGACGCCGCACCUACCUCUUCCUGGGAGGUAUCUUGAUGUCAGCCAUGAGCCUGAUGCUCUUGUCUUCCUUGGGUAACCUUUUCUUUGGAUCCAUUUGGCUGUUCCAGGCAAAUCUGUACAUGGGGCUGGUGGUCAUGUGUGGCUUUGUCCUUUUUGAUACUCAACUCAUUAUUGAAAAGGCUGAAAAUGGAGAUAAGGAUUAUAUCUGGCACUGCAUUGACCUCUUCCUGGAUUUCAUUACUCUCUUCAGGAAGCUCAUGAUGAUCCUGGCCAUGAAUGAGAAGGACAAGAAGAAAGAGAAGAAGUGAGCGCACGGCCCUCCCGCUCCACUCCCUCGCCCUCAUCCCCCCUCGCACUCGUUACAGGUGGCGUGCUCUGUGAUAAUGAAAAGCAUCAGAAAAGCUUUUGUACUUUGUGGUUUUCUCUAUUUUGGAUUUUUUGAUCAACAAACUGAUUAGCAGAACAUA
Ochotona princeps (American pika) is the source of this 1121-nucleotide messenger RNA. RefSeq names its product transmembrane BAX inhibitor motif containing 6 (gene TMBIM6). Lineage: Eukaryota; Metazoa; Chordata; Mammalia; Lagomorpha; Ochotonidae. The coding region runs from base 180 to 962 and encodes 260 amino acids. The record is from RefSeq and is a predicted model, not a curated record. Gene Ontology annotation, molecular function: enzyme binding. The transcript has 10 exons. Gene Ontology annotation, cellular component: mitochondrial membrane. Gene Ontology annotation, biological process: negative regulation of RNA splicing; cellular response to unfolded protein; negative regulation of apoptotic signaling pathway.